Molecule: messenger RNA, 897 nt
Organism: Suillus subaureus
Lineage: Eukaryota; Fungi; Basidiomycota; Agaricomycetes; Boletales; Suillaceae
Exons: 3
Coding region: 1-897 (298 amino acids)
Source: RefSeq, a predicted model, not a curated record
AUGGACCAGUUCAGUGAGAAUAAGUGUGCUGUGGAGAGGAAGGAAAACCAAUACUGGCCUUUUGCUAGCAAACCAGACUGGGAGAUGGCAUUGUUUCUUCUCUGGUCUAAUCUUAGCAUGGUUGAUAUUGACGAAUAUCUUAAGCUUGAAUUUACCAAAACACUGCCAUUGUCAUUUCAGUCUUCGAGAGAACUCCAAGGAUGCUCUGAAUUGCUCCUAGCACCCCCUCAAUGGAAGUAUGAAACAGUUACAACCAAGUUUCCAACAACAAAGAUCCUCCAAAUAUUUUAUCAGGACGCAAUUGAGUGCUUACAAUCACUUCUCAGCCACCCACUGUUGGCUACCAGCUUUGAUUUCAUCCCUCACAAAGUUUACAAGUCUGCUGAACAUGCUGUCCAAGUGUAUCAUGGAUUUAUGACAGGUGACCAUGCUUGGAACCUUCAGAAAGACCUACCUGAAGAUGCAUCACUCCUUGGUAUAGUCCUCUCCUUGGACAAGACCAAGGUUACUAACAUCACUGGUAACUGUUAUGCACAUCCACUUCUUGUUAGUCUUGCUAACAUUGAUCCCAGUGUGCAUGCCAAAGGCUCCUUACAUGCCUAUAUCCUACUUGCUCUACUUCCUGUUGCAAAGUUCAUGCACAGGAACAAAUGCAUGCAUGGGGUUCUCACAGACCGCUUACUCCAUCACUGGAUUGACCUUGUUGUUGGGCCAUUGAGGCAGGCAGUCUGUCUUGGUGUUAUGAUGAGUGAUCCACAGGGGUUUAGCAGGUAUUGCUUCACUCUCCUUGUUGCUUAUGUUGCAGAUACUCUGGAGAAGCUUGUCAUUGCAUGCACUAUGAUAAACUCAUCACCUGUCACUAUGGCUACCCACAAAGACUUUGGAGACCCAAUCUGA